Vidua macroura (Pin-tailed whydah) is the source of this 3312-nucleotide messenger RNA. It is a transcript of the gene DSC1, whose product is annotated as desmocollin 1. The transcript is spliced from 16 exons. The record is from RefSeq and is a predicted model, not a curated record. The coding region runs from base 141 to 2786 and encodes 881 amino acids. Gene Ontology annotation, cellular component: plasma membrane; desmosome. Gene Ontology annotation, molecular function: calcium ion binding. Gene Ontology annotation, biological process: homophilic cell-cell adhesion. Lineage: Eukaryota; Metazoa; Chordata; Aves; Passeriformes; Viduidae.
UGGCAGACGGGAGGGGACAGCAGAGCCGGGUCCCGCGGAGUCGCGCCGCCACCUCCGCCGCCACUUCGCACUCGCUCCCUCGCCCGCCGUGGCAGCACCGACGGCGGCGGCUCCCCCCUUCCCGCCCAGCCCCGCGCACCAUGGCCCCCGCAUUCCCCCGCUUGGUCCUCGGCCUCCUGGUGCUGAGUUUGUGCUGUGAAGCUUGCAAGAAAGUAAUUUUUCAUGUUCCUUCUGAACUAGAGGCUGACACGUUAGUUGGCAGAGUUGAUUUGAAAGAAUGCCUUCAGUCUGCAGAGUUUAUCAGUUCCAGUGAUGGGAAAUUCAAGGUUCUAGAGGAUGGUUCUGUGUAUACAACAUCUGCUCUUUCUUUGUCUGCUGAGAAAAAGACUUUUACCAUAUUACUUGAGGACAUUCAAGAACAAGUUCAAAAGAAAAUACAGGUUGACUUGGUGCAAGAAGAAAAAAAGACACCGAAUACCAGGCAUGCUAGAGAUACAGUUCUCAAGAGAACUAAAAGAAGGUGGGGCCCUAUUCCGUCUGUCAUGAUAGAAAACUCACUGGGACCUUUCCCACUGCAAAUACAGCAGGUCCAGUCAGACACAGCUCAGAACUACACAAUUUAUUAUUCUGCAAGUGGACCAGGAAUUGAUCAAGAUCCAAAGGGUUUGUUUUACAUAGAAAGAGAAACUGGAAAUAUCUUUGCUACUCGUGCGGUAGACCGUGAACAGUAUCCAAGUUUUCAGAUCAUUUGCUUUGCAACCACUCCAGAUGGUUAUUCACCAGAAGUACCACUUGUGCAUACAAUCAGGAUAGAGGAUGACAAUGAUAAUGCUCCAUAUUUUACACAAGACCUUUUUGAAUUUUGUGUCCCUGAAAAUUCCAGACCUGGUGUUGUUGUUGGGAAAGUGACUGCAGAGGACAGAGAUGAACCUUAUACUCUGCAUACCACUUUGAAAUACCGCAUUGUGUCACAAACCCCACCAAUUACCCCAGCGUUUUCUUUACAUGGUGACACCGGUGUCAUCUCUGUAUUACUGCCACAGCUGGACAGAGAGCUUGUACCCAGUUACACUUUGUUAGUUGAAGUGAGAGAUAUGGCAGGUCAGCCUUUUGGUUUGUGCACUACAGGAACAGCUGUCAUCAAAAUCGAGGAUACGAAUGACAAUGCACCAUCCUUUAAACAGUUACAAUAUGAAACACGAGUGGAAGAAAACAGAGUCAGUGUAGAAAUACUGAGAGUCUCUGUUGUUGAUCUUGAUGAACCUGGUUCACCUGGCUCAGGAGCAGUAUAUGAAAUUAUAAGAGGAAAUGAUGAUCAGGCCUUUGAAAUUACAACAGACAAAAACACAAACGAAGGAAUACUGUGUGUUGUUAAGGGACUGGACUAUGAAACUGCCAAGCAAAGGAUCCUGGUGAUUGGAGUCAACAAUGAGGCACCCUACCUGCUGGCUCCCCAUUCACAGCAACUUUCCCAGAGCACCUGCUCUGUAACCGUGCAUGUCCUGGAUGUGGAUGAGGGACCGGUGUUUAAACCCUGUCUGUUGCGCUUAGACGUUAAAGAAUGCGAAGAUGUUGGGACAGCUAUUGGGAGAUUUGUAGCAGAAGAUCCAGAAAGUGGAAAUAGUGAGGGCAUAAGAUACCGGAUACCACCUGGCCAGUGUAAUUGGAUCAACAUAGAUGACAAGUCAGGUGAAGUCAGAACUGUUAGGGUCUUGGACCGAGACAUAGGAGAAAUGAGACGAGGUCAAUGCAAUGUCACAGUCCUUGCAAUAGACAGAAAUGGUAAAACAGGCACUGGAACAAUUCAGGUUUGCAUCGUGCCUGGCAACAAGAAUUUCCCACGAAUCACUCAAACAGACUAUGUCAUGUGCAGAGACAGAAAACCAAUUUGCCUCACGGCACAGGAUGGCGAUGAGGCUCCUUACAGCGCACCCUUUGUGUAUCGCAUAACCGACCGAAGACUGGCUUCCAUGUGGAAGUUAACUCCACACGACGAUAAUUCUUGGUAUCUUUCACCAAAGAGUGAUACUCCGUAUGGAAUUUAUGAAAUUCCUGUAAGUGUGAUUGAUAAUGGAGGAAAGAGAGGAGAGAACAUAGUAAGAGUUAAUCUCUGUGAUUGUGUAACUCCAACUGAAUGCGACGGCAGAACUCGUCAGCUUUCUGGUGGAAAUGUUACCCUUGGCCUCUGGGCCAUCCUUGCAAUGAUCUUAGGAUCUUUAUUAUUGCUGCUAAUCCUGAUCACAAUUUGUGGCUGCUGUGGCGCUGGGGUAAUGCACAGGCAGGUGACUGAUGAUUGUGCCAAUCACAAUUUAAUCAUUUCAAACACAGAAGCUCCAGGAGAAGAAGUGAUGGAUCACAAUAUAAUUCCUCUACAAAAUACAUGUGAUCAAGGAGGGUAUGGAGUAAAGACAGGAGAGCAGCAAACAUUUGAAAUGGUAAAAGGAAGGGGGAAUACCUUGGAAUCAGUCAAGGGAGGUGGACAUCAGACUCUGGGAUCAGUUAAAGAAGGAGGAGGACAGACUGUGAUGGAUACUUGUAGAUACUCCUACUCAGAGUGGCAUAAUUUCACACAUCCUCGUUUAGGUGAAAAGGUGCACCUAUGCAGACAGGAUGAAGAACAGAAGCAUUCUGAAGAUUAUCUCCUUUCAUAUAACUAUGAAGGAAAAGGAUCCUUGGCUGGCUCUGUAGGCUGCUGCAGUGAUCAGCAUGAAGAAGAGGCACUUGACUUCUUAGAUCAGUUGGAACCCAAGUUUAGGACAUUAGCAGAAACAUGCAUCAAAAGAUAAAUGUGCCUUUCACAGUGCUGAAAAAAACCUGUAAAUAAGUGGCUGUCGUACUUUUGUGAUAUUAGGUACUUUGGAAUUGAGAGGGGUAGACGUUUAUCAAAAUUAAGAUAGACAGGUGAGAGUGUAAAUAACUCUUGCUUUAAAUUUACAUUUUCUUACACUGGACACAUUCUAUCAGAACAAAAGGACUCAAAAUAUUUUAGGUUAAUGUAGUAAUGCUAGUUUCUACUUAGAUUUUGUUUUGUGUUCUUUGUGAUUGCUCACAAUGCAAAUCUUGGUGUUCUUUUAGUUAAUUAUACAGCUUCAAAAUUUUAUUGUAUUUGGCUUUGGAGAGGAAAGCUUUAUAACUCACUGUUUCUUUGUUUUCUUUUAUUUUUUGUAGAAAUGAAGCAAAUCAUAUUGUUGGUGGAUAUCAAAUACCUUGUUAACUUAUAUGAGCUGAGAUACAAAAUAUUUUUUCAUUUUGGACGUAAAAAUACUUAUGAAUAUAUUAGAAAACUUUACAUUUUGAUUGAAAAUUAAAUAU